Molecule: messenger RNA, 3860 nt
Organism: Guyanagaster necrorhizus
Lineage: Eukaryota; Fungi; Basidiomycota; Agaricomycetes; Agaricales; Physalacriaceae
Exons: 9
Coding region: 122-3769 (1215 amino acids)
Biological process (GO): protein localization to kinetochore; mitotic spindle assembly checkpoint signaling; mitotic sister chromatid biorientation
Cellular component (GO): kinetochore
Source: RefSeq, a predicted model, not a curated record
AACUGUACUGGCAUCGUCCACACCCGCCUUGCCCGCUAUUUUCCGCCUUCCAUUUAUUUUCUUUUCUUGUCUUCGACUCUAAAUUUUUCAAACAAGUUCACUCUAUUUUCUCUCUGUGAUCAUGGGCAUCAAGGACGCAGCGAAUAGGCGGAAAUCUAUUGCAGUAUCUAGCCAUAGGGCUGGCAGCAUGGUGCCAAAGAGUCGUAGAAGAGCACACAGUGUAGUUCCUAGUGAGCUGAGUCCGUUUGCACGAUCUCGUUUAUCAGCGGGCCCCGCCAAAGGCAUCCUCAAAGCAACGUCUUUGAAAACAGCGCUACAGGAUGAUUCUCGCGCCAACUCUCAUACCGCGAACCAAGGAAGUUCGCAGUCACAAGCCGGAUUUCCUUCCUCAGCAAACGAUGGUGACGACCCCAAUGCCACAGAGUCUAUGGAUAUGACCCAUGAUUUCCAAACAAGAAUACAUGAUAACUUUACCCGAAAAUCUAUGGGUCGCCGCGUUAGCUUCAGUGAACACGCGUACGUUCGGCUUUUCGAUGGAAGCACAGACAACACCAACAGCACAGGAACACCUCAGUCAUCACCAGGAGCGCUGUCAUCAGAGAGCGAUGUGCCAUCUGUUCCCGUCAAUGACGAGAACGCGUACCCCAGUGCAUCCCGUCGUCAGAGUUCACUUCGUCAAUCGUUUGCCAGCGACGGGUCUGACAUGGACCUUACCACAAUCGGCGGUGCAUCCUCAGCACUUUUGGACGAAGAAUUCGACGAUUUUGAUGAUGACAUGGAGAUAACGGAGGUUUUGAAUGGAAAUAUUCUGCGUAAGCGUUCGAUGUCGACCGCCGGACGCACUCCUUUGUCCGACAAACAUACCUAUUCUAUGCCAGACCCUGAUGAUGUUGCUUCUUUUUCGGAAGAACAAUCAAUGUCCUUCUCAGAAGAUAUGUCACAGUCGGAAGGUGAACAUAUCCAGCCGAUGGAGUUCACGAUUCCUCUCGCACAUGCGCUACGUCCUGCGAAUCAAGAUCCUGUCUGGCUUCAACUUCAAAAAGCUACGCAUGCGGGGACGUCCUCUGUUCCUUAUACAGAGGACGAUGAUGUGGACCUUUUGGGGAUGGACGGUGCAGAAGAGAUGGAAAUCAGUGACGCUUUGGAAAGAUUGCAACGGGCUCGAGAAUCUUUGGGCUUGAGCGUCGGCGGAGAUUCUUUCUCUAGUGUGGAGAGCGAGGAUAACGCUGAAGAUGUAGAUCGGACCAUGAACAUCAGCAAAGUUUUUGGAAGGCCGAAAGCUGUAUUCAUGGAUGAAGCAGAGCCCUCCGUCCAAGUAUCACCGGCAGCCGAGCCACCACUGACUCAUUCAGUAUACCAGCCCAUCCCAUCCCCAGUCCUACUUCAGCCCACGUUUACCGAUGUCCAACCUCCCACAGAGCCUAGGUCAAACGCAACUAAUCUCACGACAUCUCAACAGGCAAAUGUAUUUUCAAACUCGAAACCAAGCGUUUUUAGCUCCUCUAACGUAAUCAAUGUGCCGUCUCCAUUAAGAAAAUCCCCUGCUAGAGUUGGACCAAAAACCUUUACUGCUGCAUUUGCUCCCCCAGUCGCACGGCCCUCUCCGAAGCAACCAACGAAAUCCUCUCAGAACUCAAAGCGCACUCAUUCUCAACAAUCAAAUGAUGAAAACUCAGAGGACAGUCCCAGUCCAGCCAAACGAUUCGUUAUCACUUCACCUCGACUUGCUCAUGAUAAUGACCGCACAUCAGCCUCCUCAGCUACGCCAACCCCUCGACCGCUAUCACCUAGUAAGAAAGCGCGUUUCGAGAGCAUAAGAUCUAAGGAUUCCACACAGAAGAUGGCAGCUACCAAACGCACUUCUGGUUAUUUUGCUCGAAGACGCAGCAUCGCAACAGGAUUGGCCAGUGCCCAUCGAGAAGUGGAACUUGUUCCAUCUCUCACUCGAACGUCUUCCCAAAAGAAAACAGGUCUUGCAUUGGGCCGGGCGAGUUUGGGGUCGGGUCCAAUGGAUGCGUGGAAGCGAUUCAAUAGGGACGCAGGUAGUCCCGCAAGUGAAGAGGCUGAAAUGGCAGCACAAGAUCCUGAAAUUCCUGUACAAGAUAGCACACCUAUCUGUUCUUCGCCUGAUCGUUCUGUACCUCCGGAAACACCUAGUUCACCUUCACCCACUCCUUCGUCUCCCGUGACCGAUGGCAACCCUUUCUCUGUUUUGGACCCUCCAAGUCCUGAAACUCAGGAGCUUCGAAUGGACGUUGACUUGCAGGCCACCGAACAGUGGCGACGGGAAGUCGAGCCAGACCUGGAUGAGGAUGAAGGACCGCCCAUUUCCAUCCAGCAGUUCUUCGAAAUGACGAACAUUAAAUUCAUGGAUGAUCUGACUGCUCCCAGGAGAUCCUUGCAUCCCUCACAACUUGCAUCUAGGCAAUCUCGAAACCCCUCAGAUAUACGUCCGACGGAAUAUACCAUUGCUGUUGCCAUCGACAUCCCUCAACUCUUAUUGUAUUCACGCGUGUCAAGUGAUCUUCAGGCGUGGAUGCAACAGAGCAAGGGUGUCUUCGCUGAAGCAGAGGAAGAAGCAGCGAAGAUGACACCAGAGUUAUUCAUCGAGUUCUCGCGUGCGGACGAAGAAGGGAAAGCUGAAUUAUUGCACCAACUUAAUCUCAUCCGUACCAAUACGAGAGCCCAAGCAAAAUCGGAUUGGUACGAAUGGAAAUUACAGUGGGUUGAGGGCUUGCGAGUGACGGCGGAACAGGCCUUGAGUGAUCUCGAGAUGGACGCGAGAACUCUGGCGGAUCUGCGAGCUCACGCAGAUGACAUUGUCCCUGCUCUUCAACAGGAGUACGACAGCAUCGUGCGAGAGUUGCAACAAGAACAAGCAGAAGUCGCUGAGAUUGAACAAUGUGACCAGGAUUACUUAAACGAGCUCAAAGCCUCGAUUGCUGAGCAAAAUAUUGAAGUCGAUGCUCUCAAAGCUGAAGUGUCUGAGGGGAAUGAUCAAUUAAAAUGGCUAGGUGAACGCCUGGAGGAAAUCGAACUUCAACGGCGCCAAGCGAAUGCCGCGAUAUCGGAAGCAAAUCGCAUUUUGCAUAUGCAGACCCACAGCACAGAGACUGAGGUCUUCAGGUUACGAAGUGAGCUUGAAGCCCUAGAAGAUAUGCACAUGUUCCACGUGGCUAAAGUGGACUCACAUCUUUUUGAAUAUGUUUAUGCCUCACAGUUCCGUGUGUGCAUACCAUGCGUUAACUUCUUACCAGUCGUCCAAAAGGUGGAAGUUCAGACGCUAGAUGCCGUUCGCUUCAAGUAUAAGGACGAUUUCCCUCGUCUCAGCCGAUUUUUAGUAUCAGCAGCCAAUCAUCUUGUUCACAACGCCGAUGCAAUGACGACUCGGCAGAUUUUCCACCUUCUUCGUGAUUACUGGUCAUCCUGUUCUCAGCUACGCCUUCAAAUUUCGUACAUAUCUAUAAGGUUCCCCGUGGACAUAACGACUUGUAUUUCUGAGAACCCGUCCUUCACUGCGGUCGUAAACAUGAUGUUUCCCCCCAAGAAGGCGAAGGUUUUGGUCUCAUUCCACUUUGAUUUGGGUGUAUUCUCCAAAUGGCCUUGUUCUGUUGCAUCUGUCCAAUACGGAGUGGAGGUUGCUUAUGGCAGCAUCGACCCUUCCCCCAUCUCUGACGCAGUGGCUCAGCGAUUGCGAGAAGCGAGUCCCGAUGACAGCUACGCGUGCUUGUUGGAUGCAUGCAUAGAUGCCCACGAAGCUUGUCGGUAGGGUCUUUUUAGGCAACAUAUAUGUAUUUAUGUCUUCUACUUAUUUCCUUGCUUCCGUCUGUAACAUCAUUAAUGUCAUUAUUAUCAUGCAU